ACUGAGGCCACUCCCAUAGUAAUUGGGCAACAACAUGUCAGCGUCGUCGAUCCACCGGUUCCAAUCCUCCGACUGCCCAAAGAUGUCAAACUAAUCUUAUGCAUUGCUGGAGCCAGUCUGCUGGAGCGCCUUCCACUAAGCUUGGCACGCUGUCCACUUACUGCUCUCUGGCUAUCCCAAAAUCAAUCUCAACCGGUGGUUACACUCCAGCGCGAUGUGGAUGAGGUAACCAACGAAGAAUUCCUCACCUGCUAUCUGUUGCCCCAAGAUCAGUUGGAAUCUCAGGCUGAGUUGGAUCCCACUAUGUCACCAUCCGAACUAGCCAGUCUGACUGGGGGUCCUACUACUGUCGGGCCAAUGAAUCUGAACGAUCCAGAUGCGAUUGCCGUAGAAACGAACUAUGCUUACGAGCCGGCUAUGCCAGACACUCAACCCCAACCACAUCCCGCCAUUUCCAAUUGGCCAGCUAUAACGGAAGCAAAAUGUGCGCGACCAGAAAGUGUUACCUCUUCCACACCGAGCAGUAUGAUUCUUUCCCCACCCGUUAGUCCAAAUGGAAUGCACUCGUCUACCGGUGACCGUGUAGGUUCACCCGCUGGUCAACAACGCAGUUCGUUCUCCCCUCGGUCUUCGUUAACCAAUCCGGCAGGAGAGUGGGACUCCGGCUCAUCUCGCGUUCACUUUAACACGACAGCAAAACAGGACGAGUCAAAAGAAAAGUCUUCGAUCAAGGGCUUCCCCAAAACACGUCACCCCCGAUUUGCCAAGAAACCCACAGAUUACCAACCGAACAGUCGAGAUGAUAGCUCUUAUUCACAAUCGAACGACCCAAAUUCUCUCGAUGAGUCGCGAUCCUCCGUAACUCACAGUCCAACUGAUCCAAGGCUUUCCGUUCGUAGCCCGACCGAACCCCACAAAUUUGAAGAACAUACUAAAAACGGAAUGACACACAUUGCUCCUGGUAUGGGAACUGUUGCCUCCGCUCGUUUGGCUACAUUUGAUUCACGGCGCCCGUCAGACGGUUUGCACGAAUCAUCUCCACCUGCUCAGAAUCGUGUGAGUCGUCGCAACUCACCUGCUCCUACCUCGGAGGAAGAUGAUGCUCGUCUUGCUGGUUGCACAGGCCCCUCUCCCCAUGCUCCGUCAGGAUCUCCCAACGAUGCGAACAACCCGGUCAGAUCUCCGCAGUCGGUCACACCAAGUGCAAAGCCUCGCAAGAAAGCUUUUCACUUGUAUACCACUCCCAGCCUGGUCGUUCCAACCGCUUCACCCACGGCUAUGGAUCGGAACACAGUGUCAUCCAAAAGCCCCAGUCCACGACUCGUUUCCUCACAUGACCCGUCCUAUUCCGAACCCAAAGUAGCUUCACAGAAAAUCUCUGAUGGAGAGGAGUCACAGAAUCGCUUAGACGUCAACCCCAACAUGGACGAAGAUGCAUAUAGUAGUGGCGGGGUGAGUUUUCCUGUCUUACGUUACGUGUCUGGUUGA
Molecule: messenger RNA, 1488 nt
Organism: Echinostoma caproni
Lineage: Eukaryota; Metazoa; Platyhelminthes; Trematoda; Plagiorchiida; Echinostomatidae
Source: the annotation of a GenBank genome assembly